AUGAAGAUCUUUGUAGCGACUAUGGUGCUAAUGGUAGGAAUUUCUGCCGCCCACUUCGUAGGAGGAGGUGUUGUCGACCCAGCCUGGACUUGGGGUAAUGAAUGGGGAGUUGCUGAUGACUGGAGACUCACUCAUGACUGGAACAGAGAUGGAGUCAUUGACUGGAGAGACGACUUCUGGCUCGGAGGUGAGAGACCAUGGGAUGGAAACUGGAUGAGAGCUGACUGGAACAGAGAUGGUGCUCUUGACUGGAGAGAUGGCUGGAGAAGAUGGGACAACGGAUGGGGAGUUGCUGCUGUUGAUGGAGUCCUCCCAGCUGGAGCCUGGAGAGCUGAUGGAGCUGUUGUUAGAGAAGUUCCAGCAGCAGGAUUCGUAGACGACUGGAGACAUAUUGAUGGACCAUGGGGUGUCCCAGAAUGGGGAUAUGGACUCGACGGCUGGGACAACUGGCACAACGGAUGGAACGGAUACGGCUGGAACGGAUGGGAAACUCCUGUUGUUGGAGGAUGGGAAGCUCCUGUUGUUGAAGGAUGGAGAGCUCCUGCUGUUGAAGGAUGGAGAGCUCCUGUCGUUGAAGGAUGGGGAGCCCCUGUUGUUGAUGACUGGGCUUGGAGAGAUGGAUGGAGAGCUGCACCAGCUGCAACCAAAACUGCUGCCAAGCCAGCUGCUGCCAAACCAGCUGCUUCUAAGCCAGCCACCACCACAACAACAUCUACUGCAAAGAAAAACUAAGUAAUAUUAACAUUUAUGUUCUUAUUUCGGAUAUCCUAAA
Messenger RNA from Moneuplotes crassus, 772 nucleotides. The record is from the annotation of a GenBank genome assembly. Lineage: Eukaryota; Ciliophora; Spirotrichea; Euplotida; Euplotidae.